Messenger RNA from Laetiporus sulphureus 93-53, 3796 nucleotides. RefSeq lists its product as uncharacterized. NCBI's taxonomy places the organism in Eukaryota, Fungi, Basidiomycota, Agaricomycetes, Polyporales, Laetiporaceae. The transcript has 6 exons. The record is from RefSeq and is a predicted model, not a curated record. Bases 224 to 3673 code for a protein of 1149 amino acids.
GCCAUGUCAUUUCGCUACAGGCUAUCGAGUGCAGAUGAGGAGGCAAGAAGGCGGAAUGUAUAGUCCGGAGAACGCCGAUAGAUAACAUUUCUGAAGUGGCAAAAUGUAACUAUUAUUUAAUCAUCUUGUAUUAAGCUUAGCACAUUGAACUCAUCAAUCAUAAUUAUAGCCUAAGUAUUCCACCGCAUUCUGCCUCUCGUUCAGAACCACUACCACCUCGACGAUGGCUGGUAACCCUCCCCGACUGGAGCUAGACCUAUCAUCAAAUAGUACCUCGUUUAAACGCUCUUUUGACCAGCUGAACAUUGACAUAGACAGCAGUAUCGGCGAGGAUAGCAUCGGAGGAAGCAACAAUGCCAGUGGGAGCGCUGAUAGCGGUGGUAGUGAACGGAACAAACGAGCUCGAAGCGAGAGCGGCUCAUCAUAUGUCGAUAGUCCUUCCUUCCUCUCUGAUUCUGCUGGACCCUCCUCCGCCCGUAGCCUUGCGAGCACUUCUUCCAACAGCUUGACCGUGCCUACUGACGCAUUUACAGCAGUAGCCUCUUCCAGUCAAUUGAGCCCGCUUCGCGAAGACAGCCCGCCUCUUGGUCUCGCGCUUCAGAAUGUCGGCAUCCUACCUGUGACCAUGGAGGGUGUAGUCUCAGAGACGCCUCCACCGCCUUCGGGUUCCGCGCACACCACAGCCUCGCUCAUGUCAUCUUCAGCCACUCAGGAGAAUGACCAGUUCAGCAGACUGUCGCUGGAGCGGUUCAAUGAGUUUGAGCGCAACAUUUCUGCCUUGCGACAUUCCGAUGAUCCCGUGCCAGGUCCUAGUCUACCGUUGCCAGCGCGCCCUCCAUUCGUGACCGAUGCCACAGCUGAUUCACCUGCAAUUCCUGAUCAGCCGCGAUCCACCAUAGAAGGCCACCUUGACAAUCUAGCUGAUUUUGCUGAAUAUCCCGAAUCGUCCUACUCGUUCACACACAUUGUUCAUUCUGGUCACCGAGAUAUCGCAUCCCCUCCCGUACUACCUGACAUUCUUCCACCUUCCCCCUUCCGUGAUCUGGACGACCUCUCUUGGUUCAACGACGGCCCGAAUAGCAAUUCUGGUCGCGAGAGUGCUGACCACGGCGCAGGCAGUCUUUCUGUACAACCGUCUAUGUCGUCUACAAUGGUCCAAGAGCCGCCCGUUUCGUCCGCUUCCUCCCAUUCCUCUGUCCCGAAUCUGCUGGGACAUGUCAGGGCACUGGGCCGAGUUCGAAUGGCUCUCGCACCAGUCCCCGCGCCUCCCGGUACAGAGGAUCUCUUGACUGCGAAUCUCGAUAGCCCAGCUCUUCGGGAAGAAACACAACAUACAUAUAACAGGUCCAGGCCUCCACAAAUCCCCGCGUCUGCCAGAUCUGAGCUUUUCCUACCACCGUCGGACACCCUUGAUUCUACCGAUGCGUACGGCCGUGAUCGUAUCAGUCCAGAGGAGGCACUCUCAAGGCUGGAAGAGAUUGAGAGAUCCCUUGAACGCUAUCUUAGCGCUGGCCUGCCUGGCGUCGAGCCAGCACAAGGAGCUUCACACCGCUUACUUGGCAUGCAAAGACGCCUUUCUAGUUACUCAGGGCUUCUUGGGACAAAUUCUCGUAUACCACCACCGACAGGACCUCGAGGGCCACACGUCGUGAAUGAGCAGAACGGUCCCUGCGAGACCCGCGAAAUUGCUCUCAUCCGACGGUUCAUCAUUGAACUCCGAGUGAUAGCAAGACAGAUGGCCAGGCUACGUGCCACAGAGAAUGCCAUCCGGAAUGUACUCGAAAGCAGUGCAAAUGCAUCUGCGACCGCGGACAAUGCGGCCCGUCAGCCAGUUACAAACGCGAAUCGAUCACAGCGUCCGGAUCCCCCAUCGACAUCGUGGCGUCCGACCUCAUGGCGUCCUCAAACAUCCUCUGCAGCUGAUUUGGGCGCUCGCGAUUUGGCGAGGUAUCGCUACAACACGGGCCCCGGCCCGUCUACCUCGUUGGUGUCCGAGAGUGCUGCUGAACGUCGCCGCAUGCUCGCCCAGGAGGCGAUCUCACGUGGUCUGGACGUAGAGAGAUCCAAUAUUAGAGAGAUCUUCGACAGACUAGUGUCCCCCACCAUCCCAGAACACCCUAUACCAAGCAUGGGAGGCUAUUCAGCGUCAUUCGCAACACGGUCGGAGCAGGCCAGGGGAAUGUCGGACACCAACGAUGCAUCACGCAGGGGCAGCCAGAGGGGCACUGAUGAACGUCGGGACAGAGAUCAGCUUGCCGACUGGUAUUGGAACACGCCCCAUCUGCCGAGUGCUGACCGUCAGCGUGAAGAAUCCCGACCCGGUCGAGGAGUUCCUAGUGCUUGGCGGGAAAUAACUCAUACAGACUUCUUUGAUGAUGACUUCAUGCUGGGUCAGGCUGACCGUCGCGAAGACGUCGGCCCGUCGCAUGUUGUCCCCAGCACUAACAAUACAGGACCUUCGAAUACUACCGAAGACGGCUUUAUCUGGGAUGUAAUCAGCGAAUACAGUCCAAAUACGGCGGCUGCCUCCGGCGCGAGAUCAGCAGAGGCCUCUUUCCGAACCACGUCCCGCCCCUCUUCAGUUACAUCCGACGCAGAUUAUGGAUAUGUUCACCGUGCUGCUGCGUCCCGCGACCAGCCUCGCGCAACAGCUGCCGACACAACAUCUGUGUCGCGCUUCGAAGACUGGGACGGCUCCAUGGCAUCGUAUGUCAUGCGUCGCUCGCGCAGUACCUUGGAAGCGACAUCUCGACGCAGACAGGACACUCUGGCUAGACUGCGCAGCAUGCGAGAGGAGCUGGGUGAGCAGAACGCACCUGCGGUGUCUUUUACAGGCAAUGCACGCUCUGAAGAGGACGGAAACGGCUAUGACUUCCAAGAUGUCUCCGCGACCAUUCGGAAUGAACGAGCCGAGCGGCGGUCGUCCUUCAGUGUUAACGUAUUCGGUUCGUCUCCUCAGCAGACGCCGCAGCAGCCGUCAGCGUCACGCUCCACGCAUAGCGUCACGGUGCAGGCGGGUGGCGCGCCAGAAGAGCGUGCGUCGCCUUCCAAUGCGCGAAGAUACGUUGUAGCGAAUAUCGAUGCGUAUCAUGAUGGGCCAUUCAGGGCAGCACUGGAGAGAUCGAACCAGUCCGUGCGUAGACGUCCAGGCUUUGAAGGAGACUCGAGCGCUCGUGGUCAGGACUACGGCUCGCGUCCGCCAUCGCUGCCUCCUCUGCGUUUCCAGCGGAAUUCUAUUGCUACCGCUUCGAGCGUUGACUCUCGUCCUCUGGUCCUCCAACAACUGCACACGAGCAUCGUCCAGAUCCCGGCUCACGCCAUGCUCGUAAUGACCCAUGGCAUGCGCUUGUCGCUCGCAGCAUCGCAGAGUCUGCCGAACCAUCACGUCCAACGAACACGACAGGAGGCUCUUCUCGGGCCGCGGCUCGGCGCCUUUCCGACGAAGGUACAGGCCCGUGGUCCUCUGUUCCUGCAUCAACCCUCGAGCCGGGUGUGCGUGCGCGUGGCCGGGGACCAGAAAGGCGUGCGCUUCUCGCAGAACAUCUGGAUCGCGCCGUUCAGGCUGCAGCCGAGAGCCCCAACAGAACCCUGCAUUCUUCGCCACAGCGCAAUGAAGAAUCAAACAACAGAUCACGAUCGGAACGUACCACACAUGAUUAUUGGAGUGACAUAACCGACGACAGCUCCUCGACGCGUCCGUGGCGAGAUGCUCCUGUCGGUCCGUCGACCGCGCAGUCUCGCUGGAGUAGGCCCGCCAGCAGACCGGUCGUUCCAACCUUACCAUACCGCGCGCAUA